AACAGAUUUCUUUUUAAGCUGAUUUUUGAUAGAUAUCCGUUUAUUUUGUGCAUGUAAACGCACUCACUGCCUGUUCAUAUAAAUGAUUUUCACGGCUUUUUUAGAUGUGAAUCAAUUUGUUCUUCAGUUGAACAGACAAGUUUCCAAACCAGGCUGUUUCAUGCGGAAAACAUAAUUUAUAUUUUUCCAGAUAUUUAUUUAUUUAGCUUCUGUUUUAUUCGAAACUGAAAAGUGCACAUUAAAAUUUGUUUUUUUAUAGCUUUAUCUUCUCACGUCUGCCAAUUCCUCUUUUUCAAAGGAUUCUUUUAAUAAACAGCGAAUGUGUCACAUCUUCAUGGUAAAAAUGUACUCUAUAUUCACCUGUAGUGUCUUGCCUUAAUGACUUAAAUGUGAAAACCGGAGACUAUGUUAUACUGCUGAAACAGCCUAAUGGUGCUUAUAAAACACAACCUGAGCGAAUUCUUGGUGAUGUUUGUCACACGUCCUGGUGAGGUGCAUACUCAAGACAAACCAGAGGCUCUUUGUGGGAGUGAUGUGUGACCCUUUUUCAGUAAUUUUCCACUUGAUGUCUGCCUGUUAAGCCAACUAUGUAUCCCAGGUAAAGGAAUUUUGAUGACAUUGUGAAGAUGGUCUGUGCGUCAAAAGAACGAUGCAACCAAUUAAACAAAGAGCCAUGUAGUCAUUGACAAAGGGCAAAUAAGAGUAUAUAUAGAGAAAGCAGAGAGCGGAUGAGUGAGAGAUUCACACAAGUCUUCAAGAUGAAAUUCCAGGUUUUCCAUCUUUCCUCUCUUAAAACCACAGUCGUCGUCUUGUUGAUGUUACUCGUGCAGCCUCCCGAAGGACUGAUGCUUCCACACCAUCCCAUGGUUUAUCUCCCUAUGCUGGACAACCCCGAGUGGGAAGCUGAGAUGCUUCAGCUCCAGGCGUCACUGGGCGCUCCAGCAGCGGAGCUCCAACCCUGGGAUCUGGUUCAGGAGCCUGAGGAGCUUUUGGGAAGGAUGAGACCAGAACUGGCCUGGGGACAGAUGGGGAAGAGCCAGAAGCGAGAGGAGCUGGGACGGAGACCCAUGGGCAUGUUCCCAGACAACCAUAUAGAGGCCGUGCCUUAUCCCGAGGGGGGAGAGGUUGAAGAAGAGGGCGGAGAAAAACGGAACGAGGCCCUCACGUCCAUCGCGGGAGGUUUGCAGGCUUUUAACAGACAGAAAGGAGGUUUUGGCUUCCGAUUCGGCAGAAAAUGAUGAGAAAGUUGCGCGUAGGUUGGGGACAAAUUUUGUCUGCAGGUUAGCUCUAUAUAACCUCUCUUUAUGGACAGUUCGUUAAUAAAUGAUUGAAGGUUUUUCGUUGUUUAUUGUAAAUAUGGAAAGGUUUUGUUUAAUAAGAUUGUAAUGGGUUAAUGUUCAUUCAUACACAUCAAAAUAAAUGUGCUAUUGAAGAACCAUGGCAUAUCUGUGAAAACCCUUUUGUAGCACCUUUAUUUUAAAAGAGUGUGAUUAUGAAUUUUUAUAAUAACAGUAUGUUUGUGGUACGUCCUUAAGAUAAGAUAAGGUCUGUGUGUUUGUUGAGAUUGUGAGGAACUACACAACAACUGCAACAUAAUUUUAAUCGAAAUGGAAAUGCAAGAACCUGUUUGAUGGGAAAAAAUGAUA
This is a messenger RNA of Triplophysa dalaica, 1646 nucleotides long. RefSeq names its product pyroglutamylated RFamide peptide (gene qrfp). The coding region runs from base 729 to 1238 and encodes 169 amino acids. Gene Ontology annotation, molecular function: orexigenic neuropeptide QRFP receptor binding. The transcript is spliced from 2 exons. Lineage: Eukaryota; Metazoa; Chordata; Actinopteri; Cypriniformes; Nemacheilidae. The record is from RefSeq and is a predicted model, not a curated record.